Molecule: messenger RNA, 4254 nt
Organism: Pelagomonas calceolata
Lineage: Eukaryota; Pelagophyceae; Pelagomonadales; Pelagomonadaceae
Source: the annotation of a GenBank genome assembly
UCCCGCCAUCGACGCGACCCUCGCAUUUAAACGCGCUGCGGACCAUUGUGAGACGCGCUGGACCCCAGAGCGCUGUCAAAAUACGCCCAAGCGCUCAGCUAACGCGUUCCCGUGCCGCCGCGUCGCGCGCCGAGCAGGGAAGCAAAGGCUCAGCCUGAGCCCGUAAAACAAACAAGCGCGCGCAAGGAUGCCGCCGCGCCGCAAGAAGGCCAAAGUAGUCUAUCAGGAGGACGACGACGAAGAACUAGACGAAGCGCCGCCGCCGCCGCCGCCCGAGGAGGAGGACGACGACGAUGGAGACACGGGCCCCGUCGACCGCCGCGCGUCCACGGGCUCGAAACGCUCGAGAGACGAAGACGAGGAGUUUGAACAACUAGGAGCCGACGACGACGAGGAUGACGAGGACGAGGACGCCAGAGCGGACGCCGCGGAGCGCCGCUUGGCCGGCCGCAUAGCGAGAGAAGACGCCGAGGACUCGAGUUCCGCAGGCCUCAUCAAGGAAAUAUACUGCGAGAACUUCAUGUGCCACAAGAAGUUGGAAAUUAAGCUCGGGAGGAGGAUCAACUUCAUUAAUGGCGCGAACGGGUCCGGGAAAAGUGCCAUCUUGGCGGCGAUGCAGAUCUGUUUGGGCGCUUCGGCCAAACAGACGCAUCGGGGCAACAAGCUCGGCGAUCUCGUAAGGGAAGGUAGCGAUGCUACUGCAAAAGUGGUUGUCAAGCUCGUCAACGAGGGCACGGACGCCUUCCGCCACGAGACCUACGGCGACACGAUUGGUAUCAGAAGAAGUUUCGGCAAGAAGGGCGGUGGUAAAUUAGAAAUGCUCAACGAGAACGACGAGAAGGUGACGUCCGACAGAAAGGAGCUACGUAGUUUGUUAGAUUCUCUCAAAAUUUCUGUGGACAAUCCCGUCUGCGUCCUAGAUCAAGAGAACUCGAAGCAUUUCAUCCGCGGCAAGGCCAAGGACAAGUACAAGUUUUUUUUGCGGGCGACGGAAAUUCAGGACGUGAUGGAGCGCAUUAAACGGGCCACGAACGCCGCGGACAAGUGCAUUAGCGACGCGGAGCACCAGCGGACGAAGCUGGAAUCGUUCGCGCGGCUGGCGCAGAACGCGCAACGCGAAUAUGAAGAAGUCAUGCGUCUUGCUAAAUAUGAUGAGGAGAUCCGGGACCUGAAGGCGCGGUGCCGCGUCUCAUGUCGCGUCGCGUCGAUGGCGUCGUCACGAGACCGCGUCGCAUCGACGCCGUCGACGCGGCCGCGAGAGAGUCCACGCGUGAGCGGGUCGCGUCGAUGGCGUCGAUGCGACGUCACGCCGUCGUCUUCACGAUCGUCGGAGAGUCAGAUCCACGCGUGACGCGGUCGCCGCGACGCAGGUCCUGCUCGGCUGGGUCUCCGUGCGCGGCUGCGAGCGCGCCAAGGAGAACGCCGAAGAGGGUGUCAGAGAGAAGCGCCAGGAGUUGACGGACGCCCAAUCCUUGCAAAAGGAGCACGAGGACGCGCUAGAAAGCGGCGGCGACGAUCAAGUAAAAGCGCUGGAAGAUGCCAUCUCCAGGGGCAACGACGAGAUGAAGGCCUGCCGCGACUCGACGACGGAGGCGACGCGGGCGUUGGCGACCCAGGAGAAGUGCGUCAAGGCGGCCCAGCGCCUCGAGAAGCAACAAAAAGAUCUACUAGCGGGUCUCGAGAAGGACAAGGGCGAGAUCCGCAAGGAGCUCGAGAAGAAGCGCAAGGAGAACCAGCGGCGGACGGCGGCGCACGCCCAGAACGCGGCGGGGGCGCGGGCGGCGGAGUUGGCUCAGAAGGUCGCUGAUUGUGACGAAGCGCUGCGGGCGAGGGCGGAGGCGCUGGAGGAGCGGCAGCGCGAAGCGAAUGAGUUACGAAGCGGUUUGAGUGAUCUCGAGGAGGCCGAUCGCGCCGCUCGCGAGGCGGAAAAAGACGCGAGGGCGGAAGCUGAUGAUGAUAAGCGCCACCUGGCCAUGCUUGAAAGUACCGCGAGAAACCCGUUAGCUGCGUUCGGCGACUACCAACAACGUUUAUCUGAUGAAGUCAAUAAGGCUGCUCGCUCAUUCAGUAGGAGGCCCGUCGGCCCUAUUGGUGCCCAUGUGACACUAGCAAAGAAGGAACAUAAAAAGUGGGGCGCCGCCCUCGGCGAGAUCGUGGGAAGGCACCUCUCGAACUGGAUCGUGGCGACGCCCGCGGAUCGGUCCGCACUGCUACAGAUCGCGCGGAAGCUGCGCUGCGAUGCGCGGCUCACGAUUAUCAUCCAGAAGCCUCGUCCGCGUCAUAACGUGCGGAAGCCGCCGAACCAGACGUCGAUGUUGGAUUUACUGAAUGUUGAUGAUGAUGCUUGUUACAAUGCCUUGGUAGACAUGGCGCGCGCGGACGUCACUUGCGUGUUCGAGGACAAGGCUGAAGCCGAGAGCAAGGGCAUGACGCAAUCAAGGGGCGUCUGGUCCCAUGCUCCAGGUGUUGAGAUGUUGGUACUGAGAGAUGGCUCUAUAACAGGCGCGAAGAAGGGCAACUUGUAUGUGAAGCGGCCGUCCGCGCGCAAGGGCGUCGCGCUCGGCGUCGACGCGUCGAGGGACAUCCCGGCGGCCAAGAAGGCGGCCCAAGCUUCAUCCAAGAGACACAAGGACGCCGCGGCCAAGGCCAAGACGGCUAGAGCAACUUUUGAUAAAGCCCAGAAGGCUGAUAGUAACGCGAUCCGCGAGGUCGAUCGGGCGAAGAAGGCCCACACCAAAGCGGAACGAGAUGCCAGAGAGGCGAAAGCGCAACAUAGAGAAGUGCAGGACAAGGCCGACGAAGCGGUAGUUUUGGACGACACGUCGGCGCUCGAAGACGACCUCGCCGACAUGGAGCGCGAGAUCCGAAAUGCGAGGGAGACGCUGUGGGUGCCGGCGUCCCAUUUUCACGCCAUCGCCGCGACGCCUGCUUGAUGGCGUGGCGGUGUGGGUCUUACACCCCUCGAUUCAGUCAUCACGGCCGCGUCGUCGCCGAGAGACUUCGUGAAGAAUUAUCGGGUCGUCGUCGCGUCGAUGGCGUCAGGCUCACGCGUCGCUCGCAGGUCCCAAAAAGCAAAUGAUGUGAAGGCGGAAAAAGAGAAGAUGCGGCCCUUCGAGAAGGCGCGAGCCGACUUGGUUAAAAGAAACGACAAGCUCGAUAGAGACCAGGCCGCCAAGGAACAGGAGAUGACGAAAGCCCUCGAGGGCCAGAAGAAGCUCAAGAAGCGCCUCGAGAAGGCCAAGGCCGCGUGCCUCGACCUCGAGAAGAAGGUGUCGCAGCGCGAGGAUUUAGUGAAGGAGGAGGACAAGCGGUUGCAGGAAGUGCUGGAUAAGGCCCGGCGCUUCACGAAGAAGCUGCUGGACGACGAGGACUACCGACCGCCCAACGACGAGAUCAAGCGGUUCAAGAACGAGGACGCGGUCCUGAGUCGGCGUCCGCAUCUCACGAGAGACAGAGAGCCAUCUUCACGGGUCGCGGCGAUGGCGUCGGGCGCAUACGCCGCCGACGCGACACAUUGAUCAAACGCAGGUCCUCGCGAAGAUCAACCACACCGAAAAAAUGAAGGAGCAGCAGCUCGAGAAGCGCGGCGGCAAGGAGACGGACCCGGAAGUCGCCAAACAAAAGAUGGAGCGGGCGCAGCUCGCCUACGCGGAGAAGGAGGCCGGCUGCAAGCAGAUCGAGCAGGAGGGGAUCCAGCUCCGGGAGGACGCGCACGCGCGCUAUGACCGCCUGAGACGCAUCCGGAAGCACAUCUGCAGGAUGUCGAACCGCGAAUUCGAUAAAAUACUGCAGAAAAAAGGUUCAAGUGGCGCUCUGCGCUUCGACCACGAAGACGCGACCCUAAAAAUGACCUACCAAAAAGAUAAUCAAGAUGAGACGACGCAGAUCGACAACAUCCAGUCGUUGUCGGGCGGGGAGCGGUCCUUCUCGACGCUGGCCAUGCUCGUGUCGCUGGGUGCUACCAUAGAAUGCCCCUUCCGCGUGAUGGACGAGUUCGACGUCUUCAUGGACCAGGUCAGUCGUAAAGUCGCGAUGCAAGAAUUGGUCGACAUGGCGAGGGAGAUGCCGAACCGGCAGUUCGUCUUCAUCACGCCCCAGGAUUUAUCAAGUCUGCCGCAGUCGAACCACCUCAAGGUGUUCAAGCUCAAUGCCCCGAUUCGAGGGCAGCAGACGCUGGACGGGUUCGCGACGAAGAAGAGAAGGACGACGCAGGGCGGCUAGGUCCUCUCCCUCUCUAAGUAUCUCGUGCAUGGA